Messenger RNA from Podarcis raffonei (Aeolian wall lizard), 717 nucleotides. Its product is annotated as normal mucosa of esophagus-specific gene 1 protein-like. The record is from RefSeq and is a predicted model, not a curated record. The coding region runs from base 98 to 358 and encodes 86 amino acids. NCBI's taxonomy places the organism in Eukaryota, Metazoa, Chordata, Lepidosauria, Squamata, Lacertidae. The transcript has 5 exons.
GUUAGCGGGCUAUAUAAAGGGAAGUUACGUCCUGCUGAACUUCAGUGCAGAUCAAGCCAGCCAGGUUAUCAUCGCGGGUGUGCGCCUGCUUCUCACCAUGGCGAACAAGGGAUUCUUCCAGCUGCUGAUGAAGAAGAAGGAACUUAUUCCUCUGAUCGGGUUUGUGAGUUUUGCUGGAUUCGGAGCUACCUUCGCUGGCUGGAACGCGCUGAGAAAACCCGAUCUGAUUUUAAGCAAGUCUGACCCAGAACCGUGGCAAUAUGUGGAUCCUAGCAAACCCCAGAAGCAUCUAACAAUCAACCAGCAAUGGAAGCCCAUAGAAGAGCUGGAGACAGUUCGAGAAAUGACGAAGCGAUGAGGUGUCACCCCCUCCAAACGACACUCUAUGAAUCUAGUGGAAUCAUUUCUGCACAAACUAGAUUAUCGAAACCAGUGUGCGGAAAUGCUUCUGCUACAUUUUUAGGGUCUCCCUCCAAUUUUUUGGAUCUGGAUUAAGGACUUUUACUGUUGGCCUUAGUAAGUUACUGUGUAUACAUCCACACAGUCCAAAAAUAAAGGUUGUCUCACACUUGCGACAGCCACGUUUGCUUUGAAGCACUGUGUCCGGUGAUCUGUAUGCUGUCCCCUUGUGAACUUUGGAAAGAGUUGUCUUAUUUUUCACCGAAAUAUUGCUGUAAUAUAUAUUUUCAAUAAACCUGGAAUCGAAAUUUGAAGUUA